Cyclopterus lumpus (lumpfish) is the source of this 2891-nucleotide messenger RNA. It is a transcript of the gene gnsb, whose product is annotated as glucosamine (N-acetyl)-6-sulfatase (Sanfilippo disease IIID), b. Gene Ontology annotation, biological process: glycosaminoglycan metabolic process. The record is from RefSeq and is a predicted model, not a curated record. NCBI's taxonomy places the organism in Eukaryota, Metazoa, Chordata, Actinopteri, Perciformes, Cyclopteridae. The transcript is spliced from 13 exons. Bases 173 to 1699 code for a protein of 508 amino acids. Gene Ontology annotation, molecular function: glycosaminoglycan binding; N-acetylglucosamine-6-sulfatase activity.
ACUUCCUCAAACUUCUCGCUUGCAGCACGCGCACCCCCAGCAGCAGGUCCUCCCGGAGCAGGAAACGAAACCGAGCUUCUGCAGGCUUCACACGGGCGCGCGUGCGGCUGCGUGACCCCCCCCCCCCCCCCCCCCCCCCCCCCCUACCCCCCCAUUCAAACCUCCCUCUCAAAUGGCGGGUGAGAGACGCGGACCAGCAGCGACACGAGCCCGUGUCCUCGCGCCGCUGCUGCUGCUCACCUGCUGCGUCAGGUGCGCGGCGGCCGGCGGCGGACCGAGCAACAUCAUCCUCAUCCUGGCCGACGACCAGGACGUUCACCUGGGGGGGAUGAUUCCCAUGAAGAAGACGAAAGCUUUGAUUGGAGACGCAGGAGCAACAUUUGUGAACGCGUUCACGGUGACCCCGCUGUGCUGCCCCAGCAGGAGCAGCGUGCUGACGGGUCGGUACCCCCACAACCACGAGGUGAGGAACAACUCCCUGUCGGGGAACUGCUCCAGCGCCGCGUGGCAGCAGGGGCCCGAGGCCUCGGCCUUCCCCGUCUUCCUCGGCAAGCAGAAGUACCAGACCUUCUUCGCUGGGAAAUACCUGAACCAGUACGGGAAGAAAGACGUGGGCCAUGUUCCACCCGGCUGGGACCAGUGGCACGCACUGGUGGGGAACUCUCAGUACUACAACUACACGCUGUCCGUCAACGGCAAAGAGGAGAAGCACGGAGACGUCUACGAGGCGGACUACCUCACGGACCUCAUCACGAACCGCUCCCUCCACUUCCUGGACGACCGGAGCCCCCAGCACCCGUUCUUCCUCAUGCUGGCUCCUCCGGCUCCUCAUUCGCCAUGGACGGCGGCGCCGCAGUACGAGAAGCAGUUCGCCGACGUCAAAGCCCCCCGAGACGGGAGCUUCGACAAGGCCGGCAAGGACAAACACUGGCUGCUGCGUCAGCCCGUCAACCCGAUGCCCGAGAGCUCCCUCAACUUCCUGGACAGCGCGUACAGGAAGAGGUGGCAGACGCUGCUGUCUGUGGACGACAUGGUGGAGGCGCUGGUCCAGAAGCUGGACAGCAUCAAGGAGCUGAACAACACCUACGUCUUCUACACCUCGGACAACGGCUACCACACGGGUCAGUUCUCGCUGCCCAUCGAUAAGAGGCAGCUGUACGAGUUCGACAUCCGGGUCCCGCUCAUGGUCCGCGGCCCGGGAAUCAAACCCAAGCAGACACUGCAGGCUCCGGUGUUGAAUAUCGAUCUGGCUCCGACCAUACUGGACAUUUCUGGGACCAACCUGUCGUCUGUGAACGUGGACGGACAGUCGUUCCUCCCUCUGAUGGCCCCUUCUCUGCGUAACGGCACCGCUCGGCCCUUUUUCCUCGUGGAGUACACCGGGGAAGGGCAUCAAACGUCCGAUCCCUCUUGUCCCAAACUGGGCCCCGGACUGUCUCAAUGUUUCCCCGACUGCGUGUGUGAAGACGCCUUCAACAACACGUACGCCUGCGUCCGCACGCUCGAGCGCCAGCACGACCUCCAGUACUGCGAGUUCGCAGACAGCGAGUCGUUCGUGGAGGUGUACAACCUGACGUCGGACCCCCACCAGCUGGAGAACAUCGUGAAGAAGGUGGAUCCGGCCGUCCUGCAGGCGAUGAACCAGCGGCUCAUCAAGCUGCAGUCCUGUCAGGGCGACAGCUGCCGUGUCGGCAACUAGACGUCUGCUUAACCGGCUUCACUCGCCUCGUGAAGUCGCACGAGGAAAAAAAGUUUUUAAAGUGUAACGGACGGCUGGAUUCGGUUUCGGGGUCCUCCCCGUUUCUCACUUUCAUGGUUUACGGGGACGCGAGAGCGGAGCCGUUGGUGAAGGACACGUUUUGAUAUUUUUGGGAAAUGCAUCCUGCUGGACGAGGAGAUUUAUACCUUGUGUACGAUUUAUUGAAUAUGCAGCUUAGCUUAGCAUAAAAACUGGAAACACAUUGCGGUUGUACAAGGAGGUAUUUCUUGGUUGAUGGGGAAUCGUCCUUGUAUAUUAAUAGCAUUUGUACUUUUACACGUUUUUGUACACGCCCUCCACCAGAAAGUAUAUUUCCCAAAACCUCAAACUUUUCCUUGUAUGUUGUGAAAUUAAUAGUUUUUUCUUCUUCUGAGCUGUGCACAAAUAUCUCUAAAUAAAAGUUUAUUAUAUUUAAGAUAAACUCCUCGGUAUAUGACGCAGAACUACCGUUCAGUCUUUCUGCUCAUGGACCGAAGCGUAAACUUCUGUUCUUCUUAAUUAUCACGUUUCAAAAUGACAUCUGAACAUUUUAGUUUUUCACCGUUUUCACAACCGAAGGUUUAUGAUCGUUUGAGAUUCUGGGAAAUACGCUUCUUAACUUUCCUGCAGGGAAGAUUAAUUUCACUCGUGUCCGUCUGUUCCGUAUAAAGCGCUAACCAGCAGCUAGUUAGCUUAGCACAAUAAAUAUGGUGUCUUUUGGCCAAAACAAGUUCAGCCCUUUCCUCCCGUUUCCAGUCUUUAUGCUAAGCUAGGCUAACCUGACGGUCGCCAUCUUUUCAUCCAGCGCCGACCCGCGUCCUCUGUUUUGAGCUCGCAUUUUAAUCUCUGCAGAACUUCCAAUGAAGGAAGUUGAGACAUUUCAGUCUUUUCUUGAACGUCGUCUCCGAUUUUUGUGCCUCGAGGUUUGAAGACGGGUCAAAAACUUUUACAACGUUUUUUUAAUUCUCAUGUUUAAUAUUUUACACGUAAUAACGUUUAUAUAAAGAGCCUUUAUUGAAGCGGAGGACGGGAAAUGUGAUGUCAUACUUUGUGUGUUGACGGUUUUUGUUGCACAGACGAGGCUCACGAGCUUUAAAUGUGAAUGUUUUUUGCACUGUGAGGAAAUUUAAAUAAAUCAAAAGAAGCAUUUAAA